AUGCGGAAGCUCCUGCUCAGCAGCUUCAGCCUGGGCGCUGCUGCCCUAACCAACAGCUCAGUCCCAUCAGAGAUUCCCGUCGCCACCCUGGCGGAUGGAGCGAGCUGUGCAUGCACCCAGCUGGCAGCAAAGUACGGCGCUUCCGUCAUUGGCCAAAAUUCGUCCGACUACGCCAUCGAGACCGUCUCUUACUGGGAUAUCCGUUCCGACCAGGAGCCUCAGUGCUUCUUCCAGCCUGCAGAUGCCUCUGAGGUGGCGGGUGCUGUGUCGACCAUCGUGUCCUGUGGCGCCCAGUUUGCUAUUCGAGGUGGAGGCCAUAUGAAUUUCCCAGGCUCCAACAACAUCAACGGCGGCGUGGUGCUCGCGCUCGACAACCUGACGGAGCUGGCGGUCGCGGCUGACAACUCGUCCAUUGCUGUGGGCCCCGGCAACCGAUGGGUCGAUGUGUAUUCGGCACUGGACCCAUACGGUCUGUACUGCAUUGGUGGCCGUCUCAAAACCAUUGGCGUUCCCGGCCUGAGUCUCAUUGGAGGAUUCCACUACCUCAUCAACACGUAUGGCAUGGUCAUGGACAACAUACUCAGCUACGACGUGGUCCUCGGCAACGGCACCCAGGUUGUUGCCAACGCUACGUCCAACCCGGAUUUGUUCUGGGCGCUCAAGGGCGGUGCCAACAACUUCGGCAUCGUGACCAAGUUUGUUAUCAAGACGCUUCCCAUUCCGUAUAUCAGCACCACCGUUCAGACCUACAACGAGUCUGCUGUUGUGGACUUCAUCGGAGCCACUGCCGAACUCGCUGAGAAUGAUGGCCCGGAUCUGGCUGCAGGAAGUGUCAUCAGCAUCAGCUACAACGCCACCACCAAGGCCGUCUCCCCUUCGCUCCUUGGUAUCCAAGAAGGAACCGAGUCGCCUCCCUCGCGCUUCGCCAACUUCUCUGCCAUCCCUGCAGUCUCUGUCUCGAACAACGUCUUGACUCCGCUCCAGUGGCACGAGAACUUGGAAACGCCUUUCCAGAUGUUCCGUAUCCAAUUCGCCUCUCACACGAUGAAAGCGAAUGCAACUCAACUGAAUCGCAUUUACGACGCAUGGAAGGCUGCUGUCGACGAGAUCAGCGACGUGGAGGGUCUUUACCCUACCUUUGUCAUGAACAUUCUCCCCAAGAGUGCCGCGUCUGUCGCAAAGAACAACGGCAUCGGAAAUGUCUGGGGUCUUGACGACGAUGAGUCCUGGAUCAUCUGGCAAUUCUCUACUGCCUGGGCCAACGAGGUCGACGACCUCCGCAUGACCAACUGGGUGCGCUCGCUGUCUGACUACUGGCACAUGGAAAACCAAGCGCUUGGUCUGGCGUCUGAGUUCCUCUACAUGGGUGACAGCGGCGAGUUCCAGGACCCGUUCCUGGGCUUCCCUAUCGAGAAUGUGCAGCGCAUGAAGGCGAUUCGCGAGGCUUACGAUCCCCUGGGCGUCUUCAGCCGCCUGAACUGGGGUGGAUUCAAGCUGGGUGCCAACUAG
This is a messenger RNA of Cryphonectria parasitica EP155, 1509 nucleotides long. RefSeq names its product FAD-binding domain-containing protein. Bases 1 to 1509 code for a protein of 502 amino acids. The transcript is spliced from 4 exons. Gene Ontology annotation, molecular function: FAD binding. Lineage: Eukaryota; Fungi; Ascomycota; Sordariomycetes; Diaporthales; Cryphonectriaceae. The record is from RefSeq and is a predicted model, not a curated record.